Messenger RNA from Peronospora farinosa, 1476 nucleotides. NCBI's taxonomy places the organism in Eukaryota, Oomycota, Peronosporomycetes, Peronosporales, Peronosporaceae. The record is from the annotation of a GenBank genome assembly.
AUGGUGCCGUACUUGCCGUCCAAGGUCCCGUUCAUUGGUAACAUGCUCGAGUUGGCUGGCAACGCCCACCGUUUUCAUGACUGGAUGGCAGAGCAAUGUAUCGCCCACAACGGCGUGUUCAAACUAUACCUACCCGGUCAGCGUGAUAUGAUCGUAACGGCCGUCCCAGAGCACUACGAGCAUGUAGUCAAGACGCAGUUUGAGCAUUUUAGUAAAGGUCAGCAGCAGUACGACAUGUUUGUAGACCUUAUGGGCCACAGUGUGCUGAUCAUUGAAGGUGAACGCUGGAAAUACCAUCGACGUCUACUCGUCCGUCUUUUCAGUGCCCGAGCUCUGCGUGACCACAUGACACCCGUGAUUCAACGUCACUCGCUCAUGCUCCAGCAGGUGCUACAUAAAGCUAUAGUGGCCAAGAAACCUGUCGACCUCUACAUGCUCAUGCACCGCUUUACUUUCAAAGCGUUUGCCGAGAUGGUGUUCAACAAUUCAUUAGACAGUAUUGACUCGGAGCAUGAACACCCGUUUGAACAAGCUUUUGAUGAAGCGCAGUCUAUUGUAGCCGGCCGUCUACAGCAGCCAGUGUGGCUGUGGAAGUUCAAGCGCUUGAUAAACUUUGGUGAGGAACGCAGACUCCGUGAGGAUGUCGCAUUGAUUGAUGAAUUUAUCAUGAAGAUCAUCGCAUCGGCAAUUGAGAAACGUCACCAACGACAAGCAGACCUCAAGACCGGGAAACCCGUUCCAACCGCCGACAAAGACAUUGUGUCAAUUGUACUUGAGUGCAUGGAGCAAGAUGGUGGCAUAGUCUCACCUAAAGAUGUGCGCAACAUUGCAGUCGCUGCCUUGGGCGCAGGACGUGACACUUCGGCUGAUACCAUGAGCUGGUUGUUGCAUACUUUGGCACUGUACCCUCGAGUCGAAAACAAACUCCGUACUGAGCUGCUGGCGAAGCUGCCCCAGUUGGCAAUGAACUCAACCUACGUGCCGUCCAUGGAUGAGGUGCAGGGUCUCGUGUACCUUGAAGCGACGAUCCGUGAACUCUUGCGGCUUCAGACCCCGGUACCGUUUACGAUGAGAGAGUGUGUCCAGGACACUGUCUUCUCGGACGGAACGUUUGUGCCCAAGGGAACGAAUGUCGGUAUGUGUCAUUUCGGUGCUGCUCGACGAACAGAAGUAUGGGGCCCCGAUGCGGCCGAAUUCAAGCCCGAAAGGUUCGUCGACGCGGAGACGGGCAAGUUACUGCACACUCCGUCGGCCAAGUUUAAUGCUUUCAGUGGUGGCCAGCGAGUGUGCAUCGGCAAAGCGCUGGCCAUGCUGGAAAUGAAGAUGGUGAUUGCAAUACUCAUAGGCCGCUUCCACUUUGUAGAAGUUCCUGGCCAGAAGGUGCAAUACGCCAUGGGCAUUACCAUUGGCAUGAAGAAUUGCCUCAUGAUGCACGUUGAGCCUGUAACCAGUGCAGCUCCUGGUGCUGCAGCGUAA